GAUUAACAUCGAUGAGUCGCACAUCGACUGCAUGUCCUGAUGUUUUCACUGGGUGAAGUAAAGGCGAAGUUUGUACUGAGAAUCUCGCUCGUGGUGCAAGUAUGUUACCAGAUAAAGACGGACCCAGUAUCGGAGGUGGCACGCAGGGCACUGAGGGGAAAGAACACCCUUCUGUCACCCUCUUCAGAGAAUACCUGCGAUUGAAGACAGUUCACCCAGCUCCCGACUAUGAUGCUGCACUGGGCUUCCUUGAUCGUAUCGCCAAAGAGCUCGACCUUCCCAUCAAAAAAAUCGAGGUGUGUCCUGAUAGAGUGGUCACCAUCAUGACCUGGGUGGGAACCAAUCCUGCCCUCAAGUCGAUCCUACUCAACUCUCACACCGACGUCGUCCCUGUUUAUCAGGAACACUGGAAAUAUGAUGCAUUUGCAGCCGUGAAGGACUCUGAGGGUAACAUCUACGCCAGGGGCACACAGGAUAUGAAAUCUGUUACCAUACAGUAUAUCGAAGCCAUCCGCAGACUGAAAGCUGCAGGGAAGAAGUUUGCUCGCACCAUUCAUUUGAUGUUCGUACCCGAUGAGGAAGUUGGCGGUCACAAAGGAAUGGAGACGUUUGUGAAGCAUCCUGAAUUUCAGCAGCUGAAUAUCGGCUUUGCACUUGAUGAAGGCCUGGCCAACCCGGGAGAGCCCUUCACUGUCUUUUAUGGAGAAAGGAGCCCCUGGUGGAUCACCAUUAACUGCCCAGGCAGUCCUGGCCAUGGCUCCAGGUUUGUGGAGAACACGGCUGCAGAGAAGCUGCGCAAGAUCAUUAACUCCUUCUUGGACUUCAGAGAGCAUGAGAAGCAUAGAUUGGACACCAGCGAGUGCUUCACAUUGGGUGACGUCACCACAGUGAACAUGACGAUGGUGAAUGGGGGCGUGGCAUAUAAUGUCAUCCCCGCUGAGAUGGACGUCAGUUUCGACAUGAGGAUCCCGCCCACUGUCAACCUGCAGGAGUUUGAGGAGCAGAUUAAGAAGUGGUGUCGUGAGGCUGGUGAGGGCAUCACCUAUAAGUUUGCUCAGAAACACAUGGACCAGAACACAACAUCAACUGAGGACAGUGACCCAUGGUGGAAAACUUUCAGUUCCACUUGCAAAAGCAUGAACAUGACUUUGACGAAGGAGAUCUUCCCCGCUGCCACGGACAGCCGUUUCAUCCGAGCAGUGGGUCUACCCGCCAUAGGCUUCUCUCCGAUGAACCGCACACCCAUCUUGCUGCACGACCACAACGAGUUCCUGAACGAGCAGGUGUUCCUGAAGGGCAUCCAGGUGUACGAGAUGCUGGUGCCCGCCCUGGCCAGCGUGCUCGCUUUACCCACGGAUAAAUUACAAAUGUGAUUAAAUACCUGAUAAAAAGCCGCGUUUGUGAUUGAGCAGAUCUAUAAAUUGAUACGCUUUCAUCAUUAUAAUGUAAACCGGUAUUCCAGAGACCAGUGGCACUGCACAGUACUGCUAAAUCACAAACAGCUAAACACCCUACUCUCUCUAUCUCUCUCGAUCUCUCUCUAUCUCUCUCUCUCUCUCUCUCUCUCUCUCUCUCUAUCUCUCUCGAUCUCUCUCUAUCUCUCUCUCUCUCUCUCUCUCUCCAUGCUCCAUGCCUCUCACCAUGCUGCUCAAUCACAAAUGUGGCUCCUCCUAACCCUACUGAAUCUUCUUUCUCUCUCUCUCUCUCUCUCUCUCUCUCUGCCUCUUACCAUCACAACCCUAACUAACCCCCUUGUUUCUCUUAACUAGUCUCAACGGUUGGUAGCAUCCUCAUAAGUUUGGUUAGCUGGCAUAUCGUUACUGUCAUCAUCUGAUAUCUGAAGGCUACAGUCAGGACCGGAUAAUGCACAGGCUAGAUAUGAUACCUGCAAAAAACUGCAGAAUUGUGACAAGAUGCAAUAUUGAAAAAUGUACCUUUUUUCAGUACAGUUGGUAGACAUGUUAUCCUCUAACCCUAGCUCAUAAUUAUGACACUGUCUAUGUAAAUUUGUGGCGAAAUUUGCCUUCUGGGGCCCCGACAGCAACCUGUUAAGAUGGCCCCAGGCCAUCUUAAUCCGGCCCUGGCUACAGUCUCACUGUAUUGUAACUGUCGUCCUGUGAGAUGGCCUGCCAUGACACCUGCUGGACAUCGUGGUUGAUUGUCGUCUUUUACCCCGUCUCCUCUUGCCCUUCUGCUCCACCCCUUUUUUGGUUCUGUAUCCUCCUCUCCCUCUUCUUCUCUCCCCUUUCCUUUCAAGAGGCCAUUUAUGGACUGUUUUCUGGUUCCACUAAUGUGGUUGCCACUGCUCUGGCGGUGAUGUUUCGCCUAUUCAAAUCUGAGUUUGUGUGGUGCUUGUUUUUUUUUAACGAUUUAAAUUUACACCAAAGGUUGAUCAUCUUCUUCCGCUUCAAAUGAAAUCACGCAAUGCCACUGCAUUGUAUUGCAUAUAGUCGCUUUAAUGUAAAUGACCUCAGGAGUUUUUAGGAGAAUUUUGGAGGAAAUAGAAAUUUUGUGAUUGUCUUAUUCGCAAAUAAUGGGAGUUGUGUAGAUCUAUGGUUGCUUCUUACGUAAUCAUAGUCAAAGGAAUCAGGGUGCUUUAUCACAUGCUGCUAUAAACACACGGCUGUCUCCUGACAUCACUUCUCACGUUUAUUUGUAAUACCUCAUGAGCACUAUUGAUUUAGAUUUGAUUAUUUAUAUUUGAUUACAUAGGUUUUUAUUUUAUGUAUUUGUUACAUAAUUACCUAAUCAUAUUUUGAGGAACGUAUUUCAGGCUCAAAGUCUGUUUUAAAACAUUUUAAGAAUACUUUAAAAAAAGAAACAUAUCAGAACCUCUGUCAGGAGAGAUUUAUAAAUUGUCUGCUGUGCUGACUGCAUAACAAUAACAAUGUUAGCUGACUUUAUUGAAAUGAUGUUGAAUUGCUAUUAAUAAAAGAAUUUUAAAAAUGCA
Molecule: messenger RNA, 2950 nt
Organism: Engraulis encrasicolus (European anchovy)
Lineage: Eukaryota; Metazoa; Chordata; Actinopteri; Clupeiformes; Engraulidae
Product: aminoacylase-1A-like
Exons: 15
Coding region: 102-1373 (423 amino acids)
Biological process (GO): amino acid metabolic process
Cellular component (GO): cytoplasm
Molecular function (GO): aminoacylase activity
Source: RefSeq, a predicted model, not a curated record